AUUGGAUUUUGGAUGUUGUGGCGGUAAUUAACCAACUUUGCGUUAUGUCUCUAGAUGACUGAUCUUGGGCAAUCUACAUGCGUUAAGUUCGUGGACCAGACCGCAAAACCAAUUCUCGGGAAGAUAUUUGACUGUUCUAACCCAUGUACUCCCCACUCAGUCAAAAGAAUCUUGUCUGCCGCAGAAAAGCGUAGUCGUUACUUCCGUCGACUGAUUCAUGUCAGACACAUGGAUUUUGAGUAUGCUAUAUGGCAAAUGUGCCAGCUCUUCGUUGGACCACAGCGUGUAUUUAGAAAUUUCCGAUACCGUAAAUGUUCGCGACAGCAGUGGGCUAGAGACGAUCCCGCGUUCUUAGUGCUGAUGAUGGGUUUUCUUUUAUUUACCUCUUUGGGAUUUUCUGUAUGCAUGUCGUUGAACGUAACUCAAGCAAUUGAGUUUGUUUUGUGGGUCGUAUUCGUCGAUUUUAUUUCAAUCAGUCUACUUCAAGCAACGUUCUUUUGGAUUAUUACAAACCACUUCUUUAUUGAUCCAUCAAAAGUUCGUUCUAUUCACUUCAGCACAUUGGCUUCCGAUACUGAGACCAAUCCACAAGUUGAAUGGGGAUAUGCCUUCGAUGUUCACUUGAAUGGAUUUUUUGUAGCACUGUGCAUUUUGCACCUCUUACAGCUGCCUUUCUUGUAUAGUACGUUCAUUAAUAUUCUAGUUUUAUUUUCCAAGCGUAUCGAAAUUACUAUGAAUAUUUUCUCCGUUUUAUUGUGUAAACUGGUAGGUUAUAUAACAAUAGUAAUGGGAAACAUAUUCACUAGUAAAUAACACUGUCAAGUUUUAGAUUGUUAGACAGAGAGAAAUAAUUAUUUCAGUGGUUAUGAAGAAUAUGGAGCUUAUUUCACUGAAAUAUCCCGUACAUUCACAUACUGCAUCUAGAAAAAGUCACCUUGCAUGAUAUCUGUUCUUAUUCCAAACAUGUGUAUGAAGACAUACUGAAGUUGAGAAGAAGAGAAACAAAUGAUUUUGAAUAAUUGGUUCAUUGGAAGAUUAUUGGGCAACACUUUCUGGUUGGCGAGUUUUAUUUACUACACUUAUAUCACGUUUUUAGGUUACCGUGCCCUGCCUUUUCUCAAAAGUACAACAGUUUUAUUAUGGCCGAUAACAGUUGCAGUUGUAAUUUAUAUUGUAUCAUUUGUCAUGAAAUGGAACUUCACACUUUUCCUCUGUCACUUCUAUCAAUUCCGGUUGUUUUAGUAAGUGAAUAGCCGAAAUCGAACCUUUUCUGUCUGUGAUAUAAAUAUGAUCCAAUAUGGAGAACAUCAUUGUUAUUCUCUUCUUUCAUCAUUGUAAAUAGUUACUAAUGCCUGGACUGAACCAUCGUUUCGAUGGUGUAACUUUAUUUCUUCGGUAAAUGAUUGAAUGUAGUUUAUGUUUAUUGUUUUAAAUAUUUCUUACACAUUAUGCUAAUUUACCGUCUGAUUAAAGCUUAUUUUUCAUGUGGCGAUUACUUGUUUGUGAUGUUGAGAUCGACCAAAUGAAGACGUUGUAUCCUAUGACAAAAUAUAACUAUUCUUCAAUGACAAACCAAACAGAAAUAACUAUUGACAAGUCUUGUAUAUUUCAAUGUUUGGUAGUUUCCGGAAGAAAUUUUGAACAUUCUUGUCCAUUACUUUCUUGCACUAUGUAUUCCGUAACCGUUUGCUCGCUUUGGUUUGUUACACUGUCCACAUGGGACUAGUUACAUUGAGUCAGUAGUUAAGGUUAAUGAAUGUGUUGCCUACAUUAAGUGGCGGGUUUUCCUGAGCAUUUGACCUAGUUUCAAAUGCAGUUGGAGUAACCAGAUAUCACUAUCCCCUUAGAAUAACAAUUACUUCAAUCACGAAUAGCUUGCUAUGACAAAUUAUGUGCUUUAUUAAAAUGGCAAAGCAUGAUCGAAUAGUUAAACAUGAGCAUUAUUCUGUUUGUUAUAAACUGCGUGGCAUUCACCUUCUCAGUUGCUUUGUCCGACUAGUGCACUCGUCUAAAA
Messenger RNA from Heterobilharzia americana, 2014 nucleotides. NCBI's taxonomy places the organism in Eukaryota, Metazoa, Platyhelminthes, Trematoda, Strigeidida, Schistosomatidae. The record is from the annotation of a GenBank genome assembly.